Molecule: messenger RNA, 21451 nt
Organism: Pelobates cultripes (western spadefoot toad)
Lineage: Eukaryota; Metazoa; Chordata; Amphibia; Anura; Pelobatidae
Source: the annotation of a GenBank genome assembly
CAGGACUGGGGGAGGAGCUCUCCAAACACUGAAGGUCUCUUUGGUUACUGUGUAUAAACAUGUGAGCCUGGGACAGGCCUAACCCGGAAACACUCUGCAUGACCCCCUGGACCCUGGCUGGGACUGGGCUCACUGAUCAAUAGAUGCUGCUACAGACAGGCAGCACUGUGCCAUCAUCAGGUAAUGAGAGCUGCUGCAGGUGUAUGGAUAUUGGAGAUUAUUACAUUACAUGGAUGAAUGCAGGCAGAUACAGGAUAUAUUGCUAUAUUGUAACCUUUCUCAGCCCUCUGACACCCAAAAGGCUUGCAAUAAAUGCUAGGACAGUGAUUUUCAAUAAAAUAGACUACAGAAAAAAAAAGUAGAUCAUCAGCUGUUUUAAAACUACAACUCCCAUUAUGCUUUGCCAUCCUUAGCCUGGCAAGACAUUGUAGGAGUUGUAGUUUUUUGACAGCUGGGGUUCUGCCUUUUUCCAGCUUCAGCAAUAAAAAGCACUUGUUACAUUGUAGAAUACAGUAAAAUGCUGCUGUAUUUUUGCUGUUACAUAGUUUUACCUUUGUCACGUGUGCAGCUUGUCAGCUUUCCAUAGAAAACGUGUUGGCUUUGUUUCAGUUCUAGAACUGUCAUCAUGGGUAGCAAAAUCUACUUGUGACAGAUGAUGUAUCAUUACUAAGUGAUCAUAUAUUGUAGGGGGGCCUAAAAGGUAGAUUCACAGAUGUUGUAGAACUACAACCCCCAUGAUGCUUUGCAUGCCUUUAGAAUGACAGAGCAUCAUGGAAGCUGUAGUUUUAAAGCAUCUGGGUAUCUACCUUUUGGGCACCCUUUAUAUAUUGGUAGAUGUCAGUAUGCUGGGUCUGUUUACUUAAACAAAUGAGAAUAAUGUGAAUUGACAUUUAAAAUAUUUUUUUUUUUGCCCAAGAUAAGAACUAUUCAAAAUGUAUACACAAAGACUGUGAAUAAAGUCACGCAAUUCGAUGGUGUUUUAACAAAAUGACUUUUUCCUAAUUAAAUUUGAAUGAAAAAAAAAAAAACCCAGAGGAAUCAUUAGCUGGUCUGAAAUAAUUCUCUAACUCCGCUGUAGUCACAACAUCGCUAUUUUUUGUUCCCUCUGUUUUGCCAUUCUGAUUUAAUUUUAUGAACAUUCAGUUAAGUAAAUAACCCUGACAUAAUCCUAAAUACUGUUUGAAAUUUUCAGUACCCCAAAUCACGCUGGUGACAUUCAGAGCCAAUGUCCUUGUUUAACCCCUUAAGGACACAUGACAUGUGUGACAUGUCAUUAUUCCCUUUUAUUCCAGAAGUUUGGUCCUUAAGGGGUUAAUGUUCUCUAUAUGUUGCUUGGCAUGCUGAUGGUUCGUGGGUUAAAAAGAAAUGUGUCUCUCAGUUGACAGAAAUACUUCAGUUCUGCCAUGUGCAUUUUUUUCCUGAUGCCUCUGUCAUUUAAGUCAUGCAUAUGAUCAGCCCUGAUUGUGCUAUUAACCAUAAGGUCUCUGCUCAGAUAAUUCCAGACUGGAGUAUGAAUGUUUACAUAUUACACAGGUAAAUCAAUCACCCCUUGUUUCUCUUUCCUGGGUAGCUGCCAUGGAACACUACAAUAUCCUGAAAGUCAUUGGAGAGGGCUCUUUUGGGAGAGCACUUUUAGUUUGUCUUCAGAAUAGCAAUCAGAAAUAUGUGAUGAAAGAGAUACGACUACCGAAGGUAAGCCUAAAUCUGAAUUAAGAAUAUGCUCACAGUGUAGGAAAUUAUUAUAUUCUUUACAAAAUUAUUUAUCCAACGUUAACAUAAUAUAAUCAAUGGAUUGAUUGACUGUCCUCUCAGUAUACAAUUCAGGAGGGUAAGGUAAAUAUUCCAUUAAAUAUAACUAUAUGGCCAUACAGUGGGCAAAGUUUGGUAAACCCUCUAACUACUAUCCAGUAAAGCGGCCCGAUCCUCGUUUCCUACAGAGCACCGCAAAUAUGGAACAACCUCCCGCACACUUUCAAAUCUUCCCCAAGCCUAAAGUCCUUUAAGAGAUCCCUCUCUACAUAUCUCAAAACAGAAUGCACGUGUUAUGGUUGAUUAUAUAUUUCCUACCUGUUAUAUGUUAAAUUUUGUAUAUAUUGUGUAUUAAUAUUGUUUUUGUAUUUUGUUGUACCUAAUGUAACAAUGCAAUGAUUUGUGGACCCAGGAUGUACUUGAAAACAAGAGAAAUCUCAAUGUAUUGUUCCCGGUAAAAUAUUUUAUAAAUAAAUAAUAUCUCCAGUGAUGAGACCUUGUUGAACAAGAAAAUACCACUACUAAAUUUUGUACACACAUUUACAUGUAUUGUAAAUAGGAGUCCAGUUUCCCAUGGUUUAGUUUUAAGUGAAAUUUAAGUCAGGCAUUCCAAUUAAAUUUCAAACUAUAGGUCGAAGUGACAAAGGCGUAUAGAAACGCGCGUCGAGCUUUCUAUGUCGAUGCAUAUAUGUUGUUAGACUUUACUUUCUACUUUUGUUUUAACUCUACCUGGGCCAUAACGAUGUCUUUAUUUUAAGUAAUAAUUUUUGUGUCUUUACCUCCACUUUACUCUCUAGGGACAUGAUGAGGCUGCCUUGAAGCAGCAGUUAGUUUUGACGGUGUUGCCUUCGGGCAAGAGAGCUAGUUUAGGGCAUACUAGGGUGUUGCUUAUCCAUGUGAUUACCUGCUGAGAUACCCUUCUCCCUACGUUGCUCCACAGAUACUUCCCCCAUAUAUCUUGGGACUGGGUGAUUCCUGACCUAGCACAGUUGCUAUUUAAGACAUGUGUAUACAUUAGUUCCAUUUUACAGUAUUCAAUAGACCAGGGGAUUUCUUGGUUUCUUGGUAUCUGUUUUGAGCUGGCUGUACUAAGUGAGGGGAGUUAGGGGAAUUUUCUCUUUUUUUUUAUUUUAUUUUUUUAACCUAACGGGUAUUGCUUCACAGCACACCUAGCCACUAACAGCUUUCUAUGAAACCAGCCUGUCAUUAUUUCCUCAUAUGUAACCUAGAACUUGAGGGCAGUUUUCCAGCACUAAUUCUUGACAGGCUGCUCCAAGCAGUUUAUGUCUCUGCAGGGAUGUAUACUGGUGACUUAAUGUAGAGUCCGUACUAAUAUUGGUGCUAUCAUUUUUAGCAAGCACCAUUCGUCCUGUCAAGUUUAUUAAAGGUUAUACUUUUUGUUAGACAUCGUAUAUAUACUAGGCGUCCGCUGAUUGGACUACAAUAAACCUAGAUAUAUUUAGAUUCCUUACUUGUGGGGGGCUGUCUUGGUGCCUUUUUUCAUCCUUUAUACGUUCAUAUAUAUUACAAGACUUCUGUAGCCCUAUACAAUCCCAUUUUUUUUUUUAUCUUUUACCCGGGUAUUUUUAUAUUCGGAUAUCUUUCCACUCGAUCACGAUUAUUCACACGUUUGGUGAUGUGUUAGGGGUUUUGGGUGUUUAGUAUUAUUUAUGAAGUCUCAUUUUGUCUUUAAUAAAGGUUCUUACCAUAUUUAUGUUACGUUUAUAUUAGGAGGUAUCUGUGAAUGUGAGUAGGCCCCACCCACUGUUGUGGUGUGGGUUCCUUACCCCAUUCUCUUGUCUAUUUUGUAUAGGUCGAAGUUGCCAAGCUAUAAAAUACUAGCAGUGAAUUAUGUUUCAAUUUGGCAAUUUUUUAAAUGUCAAAUUUACUUUGAAUUCCUAACACUUCACACUUUAUGGGGUUCUUCACAAAAGUGUCAAUUACCAUUAAUCCAAAGUGAAUUUCAUAUCCUAUGUUGAUGUCACUAAACGUAAACAUUUUCAGAUUCAGCUAUUUUGGUGUAUAAUAUGAAAUACACUUUGAAUGUCUGACAGUACACACUUCAGUAAAUUACCCUGUAAGUAUUCAGUUCUGUUUCAGUGUCAUCUUGAAUUAUCAUACUAAAACAGUAUCAUUAGAAUUGAAAUGAGCUUUUUUAUAGUCUUUGCUCCACUGAAGGGUUAAAUGAAAUAUUAGCAUGUUUUAAUGUCAAAUGAUCUAUUCUGCAUGUUUGAUUUUGCUAAUUGUUCUAAUUACAAUGCUUUAUUGUAGCUAUUGGAAGCCAUUAAAGAUUCCAGGCAAGAAGCUGUUCUAUUGGCUAGAAUGAAACAUCCAAAUAUAGUGGCAUUCUUAGAGUCAUUUGAAGGUAUUUGUCUUGCAAUUUAUUUUUAAAUAUUCCAAUAAUUUAAUUAUCACGAGUUGUUUAUAAUGGCUGAAACUUAGUUUGAAAACAGUUAGAGAGAUUUACCAUCACAACCCUUGAAUAUAACCUCUCCAUCUAUUGCUAUCUUUUGUGCCAGAUGAGAAGAAUUAUGUUAUUGAAUAAUGUUAUGGGGAUAAAAUAUCCCCUAAUGACCUUCUUGGUAUUGGUUAAUACGUCUCUAGGGACAGGUCUGCUACAGCUUUCUCACUGUCGUAUAUACUUAGUGAAGCGUCAAUAGGUGGAGUGUGUAAGAGUAUGAAUUUAUAUCCCACCCCCUUCCAUUACCAAGUCUUUCACAAAUAGUGGGCUCCACCAUGAAGCAGUAGCUACUGAUAGGCUCAGAGUGUCUGCUAAUGCACUUGGUCUCUCAGUGGCACCCAUUCCGAGGCUUCCUUUACAAGCCUUCGAUUCAAGCGUGUGUGGAGGGGGCAGAGCUGAACAACGCCAAAAGGCUUUGGGGUUAAACCAUUUGUUAACAGUUUAACCCCUGAAGGUAAGCUGGCGCAAGGGACUAUCUGGCACCAUAACAACUUAAUUUUGAUUUCAGUUAUCAUGGUACCCGGAGUGUUCUUUUACCUGUUUUGUUUUAUGUGCUUAGAAAAUAAUAGUAUAUAGGCUGAAGAGGGAGCUGUUUGGAUCUAAAGGUAGUUGGGCUUAACAGGGGAUAACCCUUAGUAGAAAACAAUGAACUUGCCCAAAUUGUAAACAUAGGAAAAAUAAUAGUUAUAUAUAAAACUUAGCGUUUAAUAAUUGUUAGUUAAAACCAUGUAUGGAAAAACUUGGUCACAAAUGUCACAAAAAAAGAAAAGAGUGUACAUCUGUGAAAAAAAUACACAUUUAAGUGAAAAAGGGUGAGAAAAUACACAUCUAGAAAGAUCAGUGCAGAUAACGAAUAAAAUAAUAUCCUGCUAAAGUAUGGAAUCAAAAUAUCUCAGAGGUGACAAGUGCUGGCCAGGCUUACAGAGAUACUAUUCAUAAAGAUAAGUUGCAGCAAACAUAAAAAGUGUAAUCUUUGGGAACACGAAUCAUUACUGUUGCGAUGCCCUUGUAGUGGGCUACAAUAUAUAAGUUCCAACAGGCGCUAAUGAAAAUCAAGUUUAGAAACAUUCCGAUGCAUGUCAAUGUUGUAAGAUGCAUCGAGUGUACAGAAAGAGAUGGUGGUAGUCAGAAGCAGGAUAAUAUUAAAUCAAAUAUAAUGGCAUGUUAACCACAGGAGGAGCUGCAUGUGUGGAGCAAACACAUAUCUACACGGUGCCUAAGAAAAUAAUAGUGUUUAAGAUCUUUUAGCAGUUAUUAUUUAUUGGAGAGAUCAGUGAUAAGUAAGAGACCAGGAGAGAGAACAAAAAAGGAGGAUAUAGAGGCCAAACCCAGGAACAAGCCAUACCAGCCAUAUAUUCUCUUGGUCAGGAAAGGAGUUUUAUACUAGUUCAGUCACUCUUUGAGGCCAAUAAUAUUUGAUUGCUGUAAUAAACAUUACUGUGAGCAAACAGACAAAGAGCAAUGAUUCCACUGCAGGGAGGAAGGCAAAAGUAAAAUGCCUCCAGUAUCAAGGAUGGCCAGAAUGUCAGCCAACCUUGGGUGGUAGUGCAAGAUCUUUUAAUAUUCUGUGUUUAGCUAAAAUAUGAAUAGAAUCAUUUAUGCAGUAACUGUAUUGUUGUGUGAUAUCUGCUUGCAGUGAACGAACAUCUGUACAUAGUGAUGGAAUAUUGCGACGGCGGGGACUUGAUGGAGACCAUUAAACAUCAGAGAGGAAAACUGCUUCCUGAGCAGAGAGUGAGUGUUAAAGAUACCCAUGCUAUUUGAUUCAUCAGUUAAUUAGAAUUAAUGUUAUGUGCUGUACAGACUUGAAAGUCCACAGAGCUCAGCCUGCUCAAGAAACCAUUAUACACAUAAAAAAAAAUGCCAGAUUUCCAUUUAAUGGAGUUGUUCUUUUUUUUGUUUUCAAUCUGCAUUUCAAAUUGGGAACUGAGUAAUAACAUCUCUUCAUUUGUCACUAGAUCUCAAAAUCUCCCCUCAAAUUCUGUGACAAUUUAGGUACAGGUUAAUACUUGAUAAAUUACCAAAUCCAUUGGAAGAAAUGUAUACUUUGCAGCAGCUGUGGAAUUGCUUCAAAGAUUUAAAAAAAAAAAAAAAAGCAUAUUCUGGGUACAUUUGUGAAUAUAUAUCCAAAGUGCUUUCAGUUAAUACCAUAUACUGGAUUUUCUCAUCAAAUUUGGGUUUAAUAUUGGAAUUCUAUCAUUCUAAUACUCAGUUCAGCACUUAGAAUAUCAGGGCUGUUGACCAUGUUAAAAUUGACAAGAUAUCCUUUAAGCAAUUGUAAAUAAUUGUAUUCAGAUACUGAUGUGUACAGAAGAACCGAACAUAAAGCAUUUUGAUGAAACUAGUAUUUUGUGUGUGCAAAGAUAGCUAAUAGCAUUUAGAGAGGGAUAUAUGCAUUAUGAAACGUGUAAUCUACAGGAUUUCAACCAGUGUGCAGUGUGGCAUGCUGGUGUGAUGCAACCAGUUCAAAGUGUGCAACAAACACAUUGACAGGGCUGUGAUAGGUUGAAUGUAAUCAUAAAGUAUGUGUUUUAUUUUGUUUAGCAUUUCAAUUAUCAACCCCAUUCUAAUUAAAACUAGUAAGUCGGUUUAGCUAGACGAGUGGAAUCCCUGUCUCUACUACUGCUAUAAAUAACCACUGAUGAAGGUUAAAAAAAAAAUAGGUCCAUUAUUGAAGUGUGCCUCGGUCCCGGUAAGGGUGUUAAAUACUGGUAUAGUCCAAAGCAGCUGGAGUACCGUUGGUGCUGAUCCCUUACUUUCACUCAAGUGUAGAAAUGUUACAGAAUCAUUGCUGAUGACCUAAAAUAGGAAGGUGGCUGUUUUGUUCCUCAUAGCUCACUUCAGUAUACAUAUGAGUGAUUUUAGCCGAAAAAAUCCUUUGUCAACCGCAUGUAUGUUUUCUAAAUCUUCUCAUUCGUUGCAUUUUUGUGCAGGUCCUCGAGUGGUUUGUACAAAUGUGCCUGGCAGUGCAGUAUAUUCAUGAAAAGCGCGUGUUGCACAGGGACAUUAAGUCAAAGGUGAGCUACAUUACACUAACUAGUUCACUCUAGAUGACUUUUACAACCAUUGUAUGUAUUGUUUUUCUUUUUCUUUUGCUAAAUCUUAAUCUAUUUUGUUAAUCUGUUACAAAAAUAGCAUUUAGUCCUACCCAGACUUUUUUCAUACCAUCAGAAAUUCAAAUCAUCUUGUGGAAUAUUUAACUUAAUGUUAAAGGGACACUCUAGUAUCAGGAACACAAACCUGUAUUCCUGACACUAUAUUGAUAACUAAUUACUUAAGUACCCAGCCUCCCUUAGAUUGCUCUGAAGAGGUGUUUAAACUCGCCUUUUCUCAAACGCUGUGCCGGUCUUACCUUGGAUGACCUGCCUCCAUGGCUGAAAUCAUCAAUUUCCCAUAGGUAAGCAUUGAGAGGCUGUUGUGCCUGCACAACAAUUAUGCACUGUGCCAAUUAGCAUAUCCUCAUAGAGGUGCAUUUAAUCAAUACAUCUCUAUUGGGAAAGUUCAGAACGUGGAGAUGUUGAAUGCACAUUGUGCAGCCAGUGGCGUACACAUGACCCAUGGGGCCCCGGUGCAAAAAUUGAUCCGUGGGCCCCCCCCGCGCUUAAUCGGCGCGGGUCGGUGCCGCAACACAUGGCGGCGGGCACCUGGUCGCAGGGGUUGCAGGGCUGCAACCCCGCGACCGCGGUAUGCACACACACUUAAAGGACCACUACAGACACCCAGAUCACAUCAGCUCAAUGAAGUGGUCUGGGUGCCAGGUCCCUCUAGUUUUAACCCUGCAGAUGAAAACAUAGCCGUUUCAGAGAAACGGCUAUGUUUCACUGAGGGUUAAUCCAGCCUCUGGUGGCUGUCUCAUUGACAGCUGCUAGAGGAGCUUCCGCGAUUCUCACUGUGAAAAUCACAGUGAGAAGACACUGAACGUCCAUAGGAAAGCAUUGAGUAAUGCUUUCCUAUGGGCGGUUUAAAUGCGCGCGCGCGCCUCUUGCCGCGCAUGUGCAUUCGGAGCUGAGAGGCGGACACUGGGGAGUCCGACGCUGGAGAAAGGUAAAUGCUGAAGACACACACACACACUCUCACGAACAGACGCAUACACACUAGCUAACAGACACACACAUUUACUGACAGAGACACACUCAGCGACAGACAUACAUACACACUCACUUACAAAACAUACACUUUCACUGACAAACACACACUCACUAACAGACAUCAAACACACUCAGUAACAGACACACACAGUAACACACUCACUCAGCAGACACACACACACACACACACACACACACACACACACACACCAACACACACACACACCCAACACACACAUACACCACACACACAUACACCAACACACACACACAGUAACACACACACACACACACAUACACACACACACACAUACACCAACACACACACACCAACACACACACACAGCACACACAGUACACACACAGUAACACACACAUACACCAACACACACACACACACACUAACACACACACACUAACACACACACACUAACACACAUACACUAACACACACAUACACUAACACACACACACACACACACUAACACACACACAUACACUAACACAGUAACACACACAUACACUAACACAUACACACAGUAACACACACAUACACUAACACACAUACACUAACACACACACACACACUAACACACAUACACAUACACUAACACACACACACUAACACACACACUAACACACACACAUACACAUACACUAACACACACACAUACACUAACACACACACACAUUUUUUUUUUAUGUAAUCCCCCCAGCCUCCUUACCUUUUGGGGUGCUGGGGGGAUUCCCUGGGGUCCAGUGGUGCUGCAGGGCGGGUGGCCGGGCGGGCAGGCAGGCGGGCGCGCGAGGGAGCACUCACUGCUUCCUCUUCAGCUCCCUCGCGCGCCGCGUAGGGAUGCCGGCGCCGGAAGAUGACGUCAUCUUCCGUCUCCGGUAUCAGUGCGGUGCGCGAGGGAGCUUAAGAGGAAGCAGUGAGUGCUCCCUCGCGCACCCGCCCGCCCGCCCGGUAUCAGCAGGGCCAGUCUCGGGGGGCCCUGGGGUGGUCGGCUCCUGGGCCCCCCAGGAGUAGAGGCUGGCCCUGUGGCUACAUACCGGGUCGCAGGGGCGGCCGGGCCCCCUGGUGGGCCGGUCGCAGCCGCGACCCCUGCGACCCUGGUAUGUACGCCACUGUGUGCAGCACUGAUCCAGGAAGCACAUCUAAUGGCCGUUUGAGUGACUGCCACUAGAGUUCUUACUAGGCAGUAAUGUAAACACUGCCAUUUUUCUGAAAGGCAGUGUUUACAUUAAAAAGCCUGCAGGUACAGGAUAUAGGCACAAGAACCACUACAUUAAACUGUAGUCGUUCUGGUAAUUAUAGAGUCCCUUUAAUGAUGUCAUGUUAAUAUGUUUAUGUUUAGGAUGAAUCUGAUGUUUAGGUUUAGUAUUUUAUUUUUGACUAAUCUGCUGUCAUCAUAUAUUAAUAUUAUUUUCUUUUCACAUUUACAAGAAUAUUUUUCUGACGCAAAAAGGACAAAUAAAACUUGGAGACUUUGGAUCUGCUCGGCUGCUAACCAGGUAAUCAACAGGAUUUGUGAUCUUAAAUAAUUUAUAAGUUGUUGUUUUUUUGAAGCGGACUAGAACCAUAACUCCUCUAAUGCUUGUGCAUUACUGAAGCUGGAAAGGGUCCAUGUCACGGUGUUGUGGUUUCUGUUCUUUUUGUAUGUUAAUGUUUCUAGAUUUGGUUGAAACGGACACCAAAAGCACUUAUGAAAAAUAUUCUUGGUAAUGCAGAUGUUUGUGAACUAUAUCUCCCUAGAUAAUGCAGCCUUAUCCGUUGCAUUGCAUAUUCUUGUGAACUACAGUUUUUUUUCAUGAUGUCUAGGCAGCGUUUAUGCGGUUAACGCAUUCAUUAUCAAGUAUGCCCUUUUUAUAAUAAAUGUGGAAAGAAAAAAUAAAUAUAUUUAUAUAUUAGAAAAAUAAAUAAAUAUAUAUAUAUACUGUAUUUAUAUUAUAUUAUUUUUUAAUUGAAAUGUGAGAUUCUUAGUUAGAACUUGUUCCAAUAUUAAUAAAAAGUAAAAUUAUGCAAAUUUGAAAAUUUUAUGUUUGCAUUUACUUCUUCACCCUUUACAGAAAUAAAAAAAUGACAGUUUCCUCUUUUCUUUCAAUAUUUCAAACCGGGCCUGGUCUCUUACAAAUACAAGCACAAGAUACCAUUUUAUAUUGGGAGUUGUAACAAAAAUAAAUGAAAAUAGUAACCUGCUUAUGGAUUUUAUUAAGGAGCAUCUUGGACGUAAAAACCCAAGGGCAGAGUACAGAAUAUUUGAUAGAGUUCUAACCUCAACAUAUGAGGAAAGGGAUUUAGGGGUGAUUAUUUCUGAUGACUUAAAGGUAGGCAGACAAUGUAAUAGAGCAGCAGGAAAUGCUAGCAGAAUGCUUAGUUGUAUAGGGAGAGGUAUUAGCAGUAGAAAGAGGGAAGUGCUCAUGCCAUUGUACAGAACACUGGUGAGACCUCACUUGGAGUAUUGUACACAGUAUUGGAGACCGUAUCUUCAGAAGGAUAUUGAUACCUUAGAGAGGGUUCAGAGAAGGGCUACUAAACUGGUUCAUGGAUUGCGGGAUAAAACUUACCAGGAAAGGUUAAAGGAUCUUAACAUGUAUAGCUUGGAGGAAAGACGAGACAGGGGAUAUGAUAGAAACAUUUAAAUAUAUAAAGGGAAUCAACACAGUAAAGGAGGAGACUAUAUUUAAAAGAAGAAAAACUACCACAACAAGAGGACAUAGUCUUAAAUUAGAGGGACAAAAGGUUUAAAAAUAAUAUCAGGAAGUAUUACUUUACUGAGAGGGUAGUGGAUGCAUGGAAUAGCCUUCCAGCUGAAGUGGUAGAGGUUAACACAGUAAAGGAGUUUAAGCAUGCAUGGGAUAGGCAUAAGGCUAUCCUAACUAUAAGAUAAGGCUAGGGACUAAUGAAAGUUUUUAGAAAAUUGGGCAGACUAGAUGGGCCGAGUGGUUCUUAUCUGCCGUCACAUUCUAUGUUUCUAUGUUUCUAUGAGCCCAAUGCCAUUUUUAGCAAUGCAGCAUCACAAAAAUGCUAACAGAGUGUACAAAUAAUGACUCUGUGUGUGCAUAUUGCUGUACACAGUAUUACAGUUACACUAAUCCGUGCUAAGAAGUUUCCAAGCUGCUUUAAGAAAUAAUCCAUAUUGUUUACUAAUUAUCAAUGAGCCGUCCCUCCUUUUCCUAAAAUGCUGGAAUAUGUUUUAAUUCCAAUUUGUGUAGUGGAGUGGGGGAAAGGGCCCUGCCAUUUCCAGUUCUCUGGCAAGCAAUAAAGAGGCUUAGUUUUUUGCUGAAGAAUUGUCUUCCAGGGAUAGGCAACAUUUGGCACUCCAGAUGUUGUGGACUACAUCCCCCAUAAUGCUCUUACACCCAUAAUGCUGGCAGAGCAUCAUGGCAGGUGUAGUCCAAAACAUCUGGAGUGCCGAAGGUUGCCUAUGCCAAUAUGAAUAUUAGUUCUUGAUCAAAAAGGACGGCAAGUGAGAUUUUAUGCUCCACAUAUUUUACUUUUCUACCAAAUGAAAGUAUUAAUAUGUGUGCACAUUCUUUUGUAGUAAAGAGGUUACAACAUAUCUGAGCGUCUUAUAAUAAAAAUAUAUUUGCAACAAUCUGGAACAAAAUGAAUAUCUGCAAAUUAAACUGAAUUGUAGUAAAAUUAACUAAAAACUGCUAAAUAUAGGUUAAAAGGCUGUGGCUGCUGGAAUUCUGGAUUUCAGCUCUCUGCAAAUCAAUUUUUAAAGAACAAACCUCAUUGCCUAUUAAAGCAUUGUAUUCCUUGUAACGCUUCAUAUACUGUUACCGAACUUUGCCUGUGAUAGCAAAUUGAUUACCUUGUAAUAUAUCAUUCUUGUGUUUUGGUUUUCUAGUCCACUCGCAUAUGCAUGUACAUAUGUUGGCACCCCUUAUUAUGUACCUCCUGAAAUCUGGGAGAAUAUGCCAUAUAAUAACAAAAGGUCAGUAUUUAAUGAAUGAUUAGGAAUAACCUCCACCAUGUACAUGUUUUUCUAUCAUGAAAGGGAAUAAAUACUUGUUCUGGGUCCGUGGUAAAUGCAAUGGCUUAAUGAACUAAGCAGACAUCUGGAUGAUAACUUCUGCUCCUUUGCCUAUGUCUGGUGCCCGAGAAGAGGGUUUGCAAAAAAACCUAACUUCCUGCUCUUUUGCCAUUCUCAAGAAAACCACCACUUACUCUUCAAGUAAAAUAAUUGAUUACGGAGUGCCUGUUUUAGAUUCCUAAAUAAUUAAUCAAAGGGACACAACUGCAAAAUAUAUAUAUUUUUUUAAAUUACAAUUUAAUACAUGAAAACAUGAAUCCGUUUAAUUAUGCAUCUUUCUAUUGGGGUAUAUUUGCAGGUCUUUGUAACCAUCCCAUUCUAAUCCAGUCCAGUCCAAAUAGCCAGAAAGUAUCAGAACUGGUUGUCUGAUUGACAGCCAAUGGGAUGUACUAAGGUUAAUUUAUAAAGGCGCCAAUUUCUAUUAAAAUCUGCACAAUUUAUAUAAUGACACAAGUGGGACACACUUCACACAUACGUACGUAUGCAAACUAAAGUGCUUUAAAUGUUUGGAGUUUUCCUUUAAUCCUGAUCCACAAUUUAUCCUAUUAUGCAUUUAAAAAGCAAACUUGUCAGUUCCUACCUUCUCCCCCAUAUGUUGUUCCCAGCCAAAGGCAGUGCUACAUUGUAUCGCCAUUGAGUUACAUUUUUUCUUGGUAUUUCAGUGAUGUCUGGUCAUUGGGAUGUGUCCUAUAUGAGAUCUGCACUCUCAAACACCCAGUAAGUAAAGAUUUUGGAAUUUACAGAAGAAGGUUUUGCAGCGUUUAAUAUGACAUGAGUUGGGUUUGAAUGGCAUGCUUUUUUUUGCUGGUGAAUAGCAAACCAAAUCCCAAAACUGGGGCUAUAUUAGCAAUUGGUCUAAAUUUUUCAUUUUGGUUGUCAAAUUACCGCAAGUCACUAGUUAGUGAAUACAUCCCUUUAUCUUAUUGAUCUAUUGCAACUUGAUAACAGAAGGAAGAAGCGGAAGAAAAUUACAAGGAAAACAUUAGUAUAAGAUCAGGUGAGCCGUUGUCAUUAAUCACCAGUGAGGACUGGAUUGGCAUCAUUUAGUUAAAAGCACUGAAUUAGUACCGGAUUUGUGACUUGCAUAUUGAAUGUAAACAAAUUUGAUUGGAAUUCCGUGAUUUCCAUUGAAUCGUGGCAUCUCAUUCUGAAAAAUCCAGUGUCCGGAUCCAAAAAUGGAUUGAAAAAUGCAAUCCCUAUACAAAGUACCAGGUUCACAUAUUUAAUUAACUCUAGAUUUUUUACCUGAUCUGUCUCUGUAGAAAGGCAGAGCCACAAAAUAGAUACAUCUGGUUCUAUAGAAAUCUGUACUAUUUUCCUGUGUUGGUUGGCCAGCAAUUUCAAGCCCACUAUUGCUGUUAAACUAAGCAAAAUAUACAGGGUUCACAAUGAUAUACAUGUUUUCUAAUUUAGUCCUCUACAUAAAAAUAACGGUUGAGCAGCCAUUGUUCGUUGUCAUACAAAGCUUUGAUUAAACGCGUGAUGAUGUGGAAUUGCCUGAUCAAUAUCUUAAUAAUGUACCCACUGCGUCCGUUAUGUGUAAGCACAUAUAUUUAUACAUAUCUCGUCCGUUCCCCUCAAAGUUUCAGGCAUCCAGCUGGAAAAAUCUAAUCCUUAAAAUCUGCCAAGGAUCGUACAGCCCGCUGCCGGCUCAGUUCUCCUACGAAUUGCGCAGUCUGAUCAAACAGAUGUUUCGGAAAGAUCCUCAGCACCGACCUUCAGUGAAGACUAUUCUUACCAGAAGAUCUUUAUUAAAAUUAAUCACAGCAUGUAAAUCCACAGAGGUAAGCUUUACUACACACCCAAAAUGGUAAAAAGAAAUAAUGGUAAUGCAUACAUUUUCACAAAUAAAUUGAAUGAUCAAAAGUAUUAUUUGCUUGUUUGUUUAUUUUUACAAUUAUUCUCCAAAGUUCUUUCACUCUUGUUCUUUACUGCUAGCCUGUAUUAUUGAACUGUGUUUGUCUGUCUUCCUGCCCCUUGUCUCUUUAUGCUCUAUCUACUUGUCUUUAAACUGUCUGCUGUCUAUCUGCCAUUGUCUAACUGUACUCUGUCUAAAUAUGCUUACCUGCCUGUACUCUGUCUAAAAAAAUGCUUGAUUUGUAUCUACUCUGUUCCUUGAAUCUUAGAUGCUUCCCACAACAUUACGUUGUUUACUGUUGAGAGGCCAGAUCUAGUUAGAAUUCACUGAAACUGAAGUGCAGCUUACACAAUUAAUAGAAAAUGUCACGUGUCAGGUUACUUACACCUGUGUUACAUGCAACCAAAUUCACUUCCAAUGUUGCUCAUUUGCUAAACGUUUUAUAGUAGUUAAAGGACCACUACAGGCACCCAGACCACUUCAGCUUAAUGAGGUGGUCUGGGUGCCUGGUCCAUCUAGGGUUAACCCUUUUUUCUAUAAACAUAGCAGUUUCAGAAAAACUGCUGUGUUUAUGUUAGGGUUAAUCCAGCCUCUAGUGGCUGUCUCAUUGACAGCCGCUAGAGGGCUUCCGCGUUUCUCACUGUGAAAAUCACAGUGAGAAGACGCCAGCGUCCAUAGGAAAGCAUUGAUAAUUCUUUCCUAUGAGACCGGCUGAAUGCACGCGCAGCUCCUGCCACGCAUGCGCAUUCAGCCAAAGAGGAGGAGAAGAGGGAGGAGACGAGGAGGAGAGCUCCCCGCCCGGCGCUGGAGAAAGAGGUAAGAUUUAACCCCUUCCUCUUCAUCCAGCCCGGCGGGUGGGGGCACCCUCAGGGCACUAUAGUGCCAGGAAAAUGAGUAUGGUUUCCUGGCACUAUAGUGGUCCUUUAACCCCUUAAGGACCAAUCUUCUGGAAUAAAAGGGAAUCAUGACGUGUCACACAUGUCAUGCGUCCUUAAGGGGUAAAACUGUUUUAUCAAUUUAGGGCUAAUUAAGAGCCAAGGAUUAAGAGUUUUUCUUAUUCGAGUCUCAAGUGACACAAAAAUAAUCUAGAAGUAGGAGCUGCAUUUGUCAACAAAUUGAUAAAAUAUGAUAUAACAGUAAGCAAUAAUACAUACGUAAACACUGCACUAAACAAAAUUCUGCAUAGUUAAAUCUGGGAUGUGUAAUUGUAUUUUGCUCUUUAAAGCCUGCAGAAAACCCGUCAGUACUGCAGCAAGCUAGUGAAAAGCCACUGUCUCAAGAAACUCCUUCUAAUCUUGAAGAUGGUAAGUAAUAAUGAACGUAUAGUCGGUACCAAGUAAACUAUCUAAUAAUAUAUCCAAGCACCAGACCAGCUCAAAAUGCUGGAGAAAUCAUGGAGGGUCUCGUUACCCAUAUUUGGUGGCAUUAUACAUGCAUAUUGCCCCUUUGGGACUACACGUUCCAAUAGAUAGACAAGCUAACAGGACUGAUGCUCCCACCAACAUCAGACAUGUCCAUACUCUGGAUAUUUCCUUAGUCAAUAAUCCUGUGUGUUCAGAAAGUGUGUUGUGUACACAUGACAUCAUGACUAUUAAAAUCCUUUUGGCAUGUCAAUGGAAAAAUGGAUCAGUGCCUAGUAAGGCCCAAAUUCAUGACCUACUCAACCAAACAGAUGGAACAUGCUUGAAUCUCACCUAGUAGUACAUUAGCCAAUAAAAAAAAUUGGAGCCCAGACAUUGAACAAUGGAAAAAUAUCCUCUUAAGCUGACAUAUUAAAACUGCGGUCUUAACACAGACUGUAGGCAUACUUGAUGAUGUGUAUCACUGACUGUGUAUCUAUUUAUACAGUUAUGAUACGAGAGAAAGCAUUUGUUUGUUUUGUGAAAACUAUAAUUUACAGUAAAAAUUAUUAUUAUUGGGAAAUAAAAUAAUGACCAUAUGUAUGUUUAUCCUAAGAGCAGCACCAACCCAUCUAUUGCACUUUCUGUCUCUCAUACCAGCUCAUACUGAUAUGUGCUGAAAUGGACGGACUCCUGAGAGCUAGCUAUAGCAAGUACCAGCUGUGUGAUGGGUGCACCAGUCUUCACUGAGACUGGUCACUCUUUGCAUUUGCAAUGUUUGAACUGCAUAUUCCAUAAACCCAUAUGGUGCUGUAUUUUAUAAAAAUAUGCAAAACUCUCCUUGAAAAUAGUGGGUGCAUCAGAAUUGGCUGAACUAAUUCUUAGCUUGUGGGCUUACUGCACCCUUAGAAGCUCUGGCAUGUCUAUCCAACCACUUCUCUCCAAGCAGUCAGACACAGAAGAAUGUUCCCUUGAAAACCGCAUUAACUGUUUUUUGUAGUGUGCAUUUUUAAACGUUAUUUUUACUUUUUUUUUUUCUCAUCUGUUUCUGUACUUUUCAUAAAUGCUACUGAGAGGGAACAUGGAGUAUUCCUCAAAAUGGAACUUUGCAAGCUAUAUGCAGCUUUUUUAGCUUCGCUCACUGUGUAAUUUGAUAGCAGUCACAGUAUGACCACUAUCCAAUUCUAAAGUUGUUCUGCAUUUCCUGUGUGAUGAUUGGAACUGCUCUUUGGGGAUAACUACUUCUCCUAUAAAUGCCUGCUGAACUGGGGUUUAUGGUAAAUGAAACGUCCACAGGGAUAAGAAUGAGACUCUCCAGACAGUCAUCUUUAACUGAUGUAGAAGUGUCUGGCAGACGCACUGAACAGUAAUAUUCCUGGGAACUUUGAAGGCAUGUAUCUUAUUUAUUAGCAUAUUUAUUUUUUGCAUUAUUUCUAAUGCAUUAUCUUCACAGUGCAUUAAAAACGGUGCCGGUUUUACCCCAUAAUUUCUCUUCAAAUACCAAGCUGUAAAUAGCUGGAAACAAAUACAAUGACCUACAACUCAGAAAUGUUCAGGUGGCAACUUUCAAACUGUUCAGUAAAUCUACUUCGUUAUGAAAUCCAUGUCCAACACAAGUGUGUUGUUGCAUCGUGCAUGUUUGUAAAGAAACAAGUAGAUGGAAAAUUGUUUUUCUUUUUGGAGAAUGCAGUUUCUGCAACUUAUUUUUUAUGGUCCCUUGCAGCAAAAGAUCCCACGUCUGUAGAAGAGAGGAGGCGGCAGUGGGAAAAGGAGCCGUCAAACACUGUUCUAGCCAUGCUGGAAAAGGCUUCGAUUCUCACCUCCAGUGUAACAUCUAGAAGCAGUGAAGGUGAGUGAGAACAAAUAGGAAGUGCAACAAAUAGGAGUAGCCUACUUAUAGUUUACUAGAGAGGUCAAAAUCUAGUGAUCUGGCCACGGGGGCAGGAGAUGUGUGCCCUGGCAGUUUAGAUCUCUUAUCCACUGUUCUCAAAUCAAAUUAAAAGUGUAUGACAUUAAAUACCAGAACCAACCAAUUCAUCAUACCAUGAAGCUGCCAAUGGAAAUUAUCUGUGCUGACAGAUCUCUUUCUACCCCGGCUAACUCACAGCUAAAUCUCCAUAGAAUUAUGUGAUUGUCAUUGGCUUUUGGGGAAGCCCAUAAUUAUUAAUAUGGCCACUCUCUUGUGAAAUAGUCUUUCGUAGUCAAUGUAUGUUUUAUUUUUUGUAAACUCAUUGCAGUCGCUGUUUUCUCUCGCAUACAGGGGGUCACAUUUUUAAAUACAAUCGGAAUGAGAAAAGGAAAAAAUGGAAAAAGGAAUCUCCUGAGAAAUUGCUUAAUAUCCUGAAAAAUGCUGAUCUCAGCCUGGCGUUUAAAACAUACACCAUAUACAAAGCAAGUAGGUAUACUGAACCCCUCGUAAACAUACAGCAUAUCAUUCAGCCACUUUCUAUAACAAUGCAUAAUUUAGCCUAAUGUCAAAAUUUUGCUACAGGCUUGCCUCCUAAGUUCGUUGAAGUGUACUGUUACAGGUACAUUCAAGGUUGACCUCUUUUUGUUUGUUUUUUUAUGCUUUCUUUAAUUUGUAGUACACCGGUUUUUGUAACAAAUCAACUCCGAUUUGUUACCAAAACCGGUGUUCUACUAUUUAAAGAUGGUUACUCACCUCUGAAUCUGUAGAUUCGGACCAAGAAGUAGAUUAUAUGAAACUGUUCUGCAAGCUAAACACAAAAGCAGUAUAGAAGUAAAAAUUUGGGCAAGAUUUUGCAAGAUCCCCUAUAUCUCCACUGAGCAAGGAGUAAGGGGUCUUAUAACUGUAGGGAUUUGUGCACUUGUGUGGAUGGAUCAGAUUAAAGGGAGAAAAGAGACAAUAAGCUUUAAUUGUCUAGUAUUUCAAAUGUUUAGAGUACAAAAGGCUAAAGGAGUGUUAUUAUUUGGAAAAAAAAUACAUUCCAUUGCAGCUGGAAUUCUGACUUUGGUGUGUCAAAUGGCUCAAUUUUAAAAAGUUUGAUAUAAACCCCAGUGUAUUUUACUUCCACUAGAAUCUUCUGAACACCACCUUAAAGGGCCACUUUCCAAUAAUGCCACAGCCUCAGAUGCUACAGAUGGCAGCGAAGAAGAGGUUUUUGUUGAUCCAGAGAGAUUUGAACCUAGAUCUGAUGAUGAUGACACGUAAGUUGGUGAUCAACCCAAUUCUCUAGCUAUUGUUGUCUGACUCAAGCAAUCACCUUUGCUUGUUGUUGAAAGCUUUGAGAAUGGAGUUUGGCAACAACUUCUCUGCUGCAAUCUAUUGUGAUGGAGCAACAACUGAUUUUAUUGUAUUUUCUGAUACUUGUGCCAUCUUCUACUCACAUUUGUUUUAUCCCAACACAACACAUGAUUUUCCAUCACAAACAAAAGUUGACUCAUGGAACAUUGUAUUAUACUAUCAAACCUUUUUUUAACUCAUUAUGUUCACAUUAAAGUCCAAUAAAUUAAAGGAUCACUAUAGUGUCAGGAACAUAAACAUGUAUUCCUGACCCUUUAGUGUUAAAACCACCAUCUAGCCCCUCUGGGCCUCUCAUGCCUCCAUAAAUAUAGUAAACAUCUUACUAUAUUCAAGCCUGAAGCUGUAAAUCUACAUGCUGUUAGACUUAGAAAAACAAGCAGUCUGCUGACAUCAUCAGAAGUGGUAGCCUGAUCCAAUCACAGUGCUUCCCCAUAGGAUUGGCUGAGACUGACAAAGAGGCAGAUCAGGGGCAGAGCCAGCAUGAUUCAAACACAGCCUUGGCUAAUCAGCAUCUUCUCACAGAGAGGAAUUGAAUCAAUGCAUCUCUAUGAGGAACGUUCAGUGUCUGCAUGCAGAGGGAGGAGAUACUGAAGGUUUGGAAUGCAUUUUAGGCAGCCAUGACCCAGGAAGGAUCUCUAACAGCUAUGUGAGUAGUGGCCAGUGAAGUUAUCACUAGGCUGUAAUGUAAACCCUGCAUUUUCUCUGAAAAGACAGUGUUUACAUCAGAAAGCCUGAAAGUAAUGAUUCUACUCACCAGAACAAAUUCAAUAAGCUGUUCUGGUGACUAUAGUGUCCCUUUAAUUCAAAAGAAUAAAAGAGAACUGUGAUCUGUAAGCUAUGGUCAAAGUCAAGAUGGGGAAUUUAAAAAGAGGGAAGGGGUUAUUCAUAUUAUUAAUAUUUAUUGCUAUGUAUGGUGCAAAUACCUCUGAUCAUUGAAAUAGUAAAUCAUCCAUUUUAAGAGACAAUGUAAAGAAUGCAUUUGCAGUUAAACAUUUUUGCAUUGUGUAGCGUUAUUUAGAAUAUUUGUGUUCUAUUAGAUAACAUUCUUUAUUCUCUACUUUUUUUGCAGAGACUUUGAGGAAGAUGAUGUUGAUCCUAACUGGGUGUCAGAGCUGGAAAAUGUGUUUCAAGAAAAAUCAGAACUCCUAUGUAAUGAUUUAUGAAGACCCCAAAUAUCUCAAAACUUCUACAUUGUAUUGGGACCCCAAAAAAAUCAAAUACGCUCUAAUACUUUACAGGGCUAACUCAAAUACUUCUACAAUCUAUUGACACUAUGAAUAUUACAAUAGUGUACUGGUGUGCAGGAAACAAGUAUAUUUCAACACUUCAAUGAUGUACAGGGACCUAAAUAAUCCCACCAAUACAAUGAUGUACAUGGACCUAAAAUAUCUCAAAACUCUAAUAUGGUACACGGACCCAAAAUACCAAACCUUUAAUGUUAAGGGAACUAAAAGAUAGCAGCACUACAAUGGUGUACAGGGAUUUAACAUAAUUUCAAAACUCUAAUGAUGUACAGGUGCCUAAAAUAUCCCACCAAUACAAUGAUGUUCAAGGACCUUAAAUACCAGCCAAUUCAUAUACAGGGCAAGACAACAACACUACAAUUAUGUACAGAGGUCAAGAUUAUGACAACACUGGUGUACAGGGACUUUAAAUGUCCCAACACUAUAUAGAUGUAUAUCAGCCUAUAGAUCAAACAGCUGGCAUAUUGUAAACCCAUGUACUUUGACCAAUGUACAUGGGUUUACAAUAUGCCAGCUGUUUGAUCUAUAGAAACCUAGCAUAUUCCAACACUACAAAGAAUCCAGAACAUUAAUCUAUAGGGACUUGAAAUGUGUUUGUAUGAUGUUCAGUGAUCUUUCAAAAAGAUGAGAAUAUCCCUAUAACCCCAAGAUGAAUAAGUAAACAUAAUAUUACUAUACGGUAUUAUAUGUACAGAGAAACAAGGGGACAAUUCAUGCUUUAGUGAAUAAACUUGAGAGUGUCCCAAUAUUGUAUAGGGAUCCAGGAUAUCCCAAUAUUCCACUGAUGUAAAGGGACUGGGCAUAUCUAAAUACACUCCACUGAUGUUUUUGGAUCCAGAAUAAACCAGCAUUCCACUUUUUAUGGACCUAGGUCACCGUUGCCCAGUAGUUAGUCUGUGUUACCCAUGAUUCUUUGCUGGGCUUAAUAUUUUAAGGCAGAGGAAAUAAAAAAUAUGGUGCUAUCUUUACAGCAAGAGAUUGGGUUUAAACAGCUUUGGAGGUAACAGUAAAGAAAUGUCAAUUUAAAAUUCUGAGUACCAAAAAUAAAGUGCAUUGUUAGUGGUAAGUUAUAUAAAAAGCAGUUGCAGAGGUUAGAAAAGGGGUGUUCAAUAUUUGUAUUGCAAUGUAAAUUGAUUUUUGCAGACUUGUGUUCGCAGAAAGUUUUACAGAUUUACAGAAAACGUUACAGGUUUACAGAAACACACUCUCAGAAAUAUUUAUAUAUUUUUUUAUUUACAGGUAACAUUCAUCAUGUUUGUAAGCAUCACAAAUUCUUAUGUUAACUGGAACAUGUAAAUUUAUUAAAAAUGUGUAAAUAUGUUAUAUUGCUAGUAUGUUUUACUAUGGACUGUAGUGAUUAUGGUGCUUGGAUUGUUCCUUUAAAUUAUUAAAAAGAAGAGGCG